AUGAGCACAUUCGAUCGAAUGCUGUGGCACGUCCUGUUGCAACCGUACCGAAACCUCGUAUUCCACCUUUGGGUCAUCCUGUCUAUGAGGUCUCGAAACGUCAUAAUAACAAUAACAAUAAUACGAACAAUAAUGAUCGUAAAACUUUAUCGGUUGACGUCAAAGAAGAAAUAAAGGAAGAGCCACUGGUGGCGAUAUCUGCACAACAGCCGCAUCAACAACUAAAGCAACAGUCUCAACCGCAGACGAACACUGCUAUGAAUAGUAUGGUUCAACAAGACCAAACAAACUUGUUGAUUAGCACAAAUGACAUAAGCCCGAAAAGUCAG
Molecule: messenger RNA, 329 nt
Organism: Anisakis simplex (herring worm)
Lineage: Eukaryota; Metazoa; Nematoda; Chromadorea; Rhabditida; Anisakidae
Source: the annotation of a GenBank genome assembly